Molecule: messenger RNA, 1740 nt
Organism: Gopherus flavomarginatus (Mexican gopher tortoise)
Lineage: Eukaryota; Metazoa; Chordata; Testudines; Testudinidae
Gene: SGCE
Product: sarcoglycan epsilon
Exons: 13
Coding region: 387-1496 (369 amino acids)
Cellular component (GO): membrane; sarcoglycan complex
Source: RefSeq, a predicted model, not a curated record
GCGGCUGGAGGAGCGAGGAGCCAUGCAGCGCUGUACGCCGGGGCCCCGGCCGCAGAGCAGGCGGAGCGGGGGUGCCCUCACCACCCUCCUGCUGACAGAACUACCAUAGAUGUCCGUGGGAGUCUUGCAUGCAGAACAGUGGAAGAAUAUUACCCUAUGUUCUGAGGCUAUUGAUAGUGUACAAAUACAGAAUAACAAAGAACAAGGAAAAAUUACAAUAAGUGUACACGAUUCUCUCUAAGGUGCACUCUGAUCGGAAUGUCUAUCCUUCUGCUGGAGUUCUUUUUGUUCAUGUUUUGGAGAGAGAAUACUUUAAGGGGGAGUUUCCUCCUUAUCCAAAGCCUGGUGAGAUAAGUAAUGAUCCUAUAACAUUUAACACCAACUUAAUGGGUUACCCUGACAGACCUGGAUGGCUACGCUAUAUUCAGAGGACACCAUACAGUGAUGGAGUGCUGUAUGGAUCACCAACUAUAGAAAAUGUGGGCAAACCAACCAUCAUUGAGAUUACUGCUUAUAACAGGCGCACCUUUGAGACUGCAAGACAUAACUUGAUUAUUAAUAUAAUGUCAGCAGAAGAUUUUCCUUUACCAUAUCAAGCGGAGUUCUUCAUAAAGAACAUGAAUGUAGAAGAAAUGUUAGCAAGUGAGGUUCUCGGAGAUUUUCUUGGAGCAGUGAAAAAUGUGUGGCAACCAGAGCGUUUGAAUGCUAUAAACAUCACCUCAGCUCUAGACAGGGGAGGCAGAGUUCCACUUCCUAUUAAUGAUAUGAAAGAGGGUGUCUAUGUUAUGGUUGGUGCAGAUGUUCCAUUCUCCUCAUGCUUACGAGAAGUGGAAAAUCCACAAAAUCAGCUGAGAUGCAGCCAAGAAAUGGAACCUGUAAUAACUUGUGAUAAAAAAUUUCGUACUCAGUUCAGUAUUGACUGGUGUAAAAUCUCUUUGGUUGAUAAAACAAAACAAGUUUCCACCUAUCAGGAUGUGAUCCGAGGAGAGGGAAUAUUACCUGAUGGUGGAGAAUAUAAACCACCGCCUGAUACACUGAAAAGCAGAGACUAUUACUCGGAUUUUCUAAUUACACUGGCAGUGCCCUCAGCAGUAGCACUGGUGCUUUUUCUAAUACUUGCUUAUAUCAUGUGCUGCCGACGGGAAGGAGUGGAAAAGAGAAACAUGCAAACACCAGACAUCCAGUUGGUCCACCACAGUGCUAUACAGAAAUCCACCAAAGAGCUUCGUGAGAUGUCCAAAAAUAGAGAGAUAGCAUGGCCUCUUUCAACACUUCCUGUGUUUCACCCAGUUACUGGUGAGAUUGUACCACCUCUUCACACAGACAGCUAUGAUAAUACUAGCAUGCCACUAAUGCAAACACAGCAGAACCUGCCACAUCAGACUCAGAUUCCACAGCAGCAAACUGCAGGAGAAUUUCGUAUGACAACAUUUCAAAGAUUUGAGGUAAAUGGUAUCCCUGAAGAAAGGAAAUUGACAGAAGCAAUGAAUUUGUAAUCAGAUAACGCAGUAAUCAUGUCUUAUUUCCUUAUUUGUGCAAAUAAUGCAUGCGCUUUUCUGGUGUACAGUGUGCAUGCCCACAAUAUUAAGUACUUCAGUGCCAGAUUGUACAAUCAUUUCCAUUUAACUAGUGUAUUGUAUCUUUUUUGUACUUUGGACAUUUUUGACAAUUUGUAAAACACUGAUAACUUUUUAUAUUUGUUACAUUAAGAAAACUAUCUUUAAAAUAAACAUAAUAAAU